AUGCGCCUGUCAUCUUUCUGGGGACUGGCAGUACUGGCUGCUGCAUCAUUGGCAGCGCCGUCUCAAUCUGAUCCCUGGGACGUCCUUGCAGCUAAAUCUCUAGCGAAGCAGAUCCGGUACCACGCCGCCAAUCCUGAUGCUGGUAGCAAUUGCAACCCUCGCACAGCAAGUGUACGGCGGGAAUGGGGUUCUCUGAGUAAGAAGGAACGGAAGAACUAUAUUGACGCAGCCCUGUGCUUGGCAAAAAAGCCUUCUAAAUCUCCUCGUUCUUUUGCUCCUGGAGCCCGCAACCGCCACGAUGACUUUGUCGCGACGCACAUUAACCAGACUUGGCACAUUCACGGAACAGGGAACUUUCUGACCUGGCACCGGUAUUUCACCUGGGCCUAUGAACAGGCCUUGCGCAACGAAUGCGGAUACAAGGGCUACCAGCCAUACUGGGCCUGGAACAAGUACGCGGAUGAUCCGCUGAGCUCUCCAAUCUUUGAUGGCUCUCCGUAUAGCAUUUCGGGAAACGGAGCGUACAUCCCACAUAAUGCCACCGAGAUCGCGCCGGGUGUGUUUAUCCCAUCUGGAAGCGGCGGUGGAUGUGUUGAGACUGGACCGUUCAAGGACUGGGUCGUAAACCUCGGCCCUGUCUGGUCUAGUAUUCAUUUGCCAGGCUAUGAGCCCCAAAACGGAUCCGGACUGAACUACAAUCCGCGGUGUCUGCGACGCGAUAUUAACCUCGCAGCUGCGAAAUGGACCAGAACUGAGAUCGUAAUGGAUGUGCUUGACGAACCAGAUAUUUGGGGCUUCGAGACGGUGAUGCAGGGCAUGACAGGCGAUCCCUCCUACUUGGGUGUCCACUCGGGAGGACAUUUCACGAUUGGUGGUGAUCCUGGUGGAGACUUCUACACGUCUCCCGGUGAUCCGGCAUUCUUCCUCCACCAUUCCGCUAUCGAUCGCCUGUUCUGGACUUGGCAGAACCAGGAUCCUGCGAACCGUACAUACCAGGUAAACGGACCUACUGGAUUUUGGACGCCAGAUGGCGUGUCGAUCAAUGCGACUUUUGAUGAUGUUGUGGAUAUGGGUGACUUCUUGGCGCCGCCAAAGACUCUGAGUGAGCUUUCGGAUACUACCGGGGGUCCGUUCUGUUAUGUCUAUACCUGA
Aspergillus steynii IBT 23096 is the source of this 1152-nucleotide messenger RNA. Its product is annotated as tyrosinase family protein. Gene Ontology annotation, molecular function: oxidoreductase activity. The record is from RefSeq and is a predicted model, not a curated record. NCBI's taxonomy places the organism in Eukaryota, Fungi, Ascomycota, Eurotiomycetes, Eurotiales, Aspergillaceae. Bases 1 to 1152 code for a protein of 383 amino acids. The transcript has 5 exons.